CCCAAGACACCACUGCCCAUUGAAUAUUUAGAUAAAAAACAGUAACUUUGUACUCUGGGCUGUAACGCUGGACAUAGGUAUAGCAAAACCCCACAUUCUACAAUCCGCCGCUAAUGCCGAAACGGCAACUGGCAACUUCCCUUUUCAUCGCCAUCUUCUUCUACCCUCCUAAAACCCCGGCGGCGGUCACCAAAGGCGAGUAGCAUAGUGCUUCCAUCGGCCACAGGAUGGGCAGAAGAGGAAGAGGGUCUCGCACUCAGAGGAAGCAUUUUAAGGAGAACAGGAAGAAUGUUUGGAAGGGACCGAAAACCGAUCCCUCCUCUGAUCCCAAUAACCCCACCGGCGACAACACCACCUGGAAGCCCUUCGCCACCCAGAACCCCGCCUUUGAUGAAUACUACAAGGAGCAAGGUAUAGUGUCGCCAGAAGAUUGGGAUGCCUUCAUUGAAAUGCUUCGGAAACCUCUUCCUGCUGCUUUCAGGAUUAACUCCAGUAGCCAAUUUUGUGAAGAUAUCAGGUCCAUACUAGAGAAGGACUUUGUGAGAUCUCUUCAAGCUGAGGCCAUUGAAGGGGGUGAACCGGAGGCUCUGAAACCUUUGCCUUGGUACCCUGAUAAUCUUGCAUGGCAGUCAAAUUUUUCCCGCAUGCAGAUUAGGAAAAACCAAACCCUUGGAAGGUUUCAUGAGUUUUUAAAGCUAGAAAAUGAGAUUGGAAACAUCACCAGACAGGAGGCUGUCAGCAUGGUGCCUCCUCUCUUCCUAGAUGUACAUCCAGAUCAUUUGGUACUUGAUAUGUGUGCGGCACCAGGUUCAAAAACAUUUCAGUUACUUGAGAUUAUGCACCACUCGACAAAGCCACAAUUAUUACCUGGUGGCAUGGUUAUAGCUAAUGAUCUUGAUAUCCAAAGAUGUAAUCUUCUCAUCCACCAAACAAAAAGAAUGUGCACUGCCAACCUCAUAGUUACAAACAAUGAAGCUCAACAUUUCCCUGGUUGCUGUUUGUACAAAAAAUGGUCACGUGGUUCAGAAAUGGCGAAUGAAUUAGAGCCAAGCACUAGGCAACUUCUAUUUGAUCGUGUCCUAUGUGAUGUUCCUUGCAGUGGAGAUGGUACCCUUCGCAAAGCUCCAGAUCUCUGGCGCAGAUGGAAUACAGGAAUGGGCAAUGGGCUCCAUUUCCUACAAGUACAUAUUGCCAUGCGAGGUCUCUCUCUGCUUAAAGUUGGCGGAAGAAUGGUUUACUCAACCUGCUCAAUGAACCCAGUUGAAAAUGAAGCUGUAGUUGCUGAGAUUCUACGGAAAUGUGGAGGGUCUGUGGAACUGGUCGAUGUCUCUUGUGAGCUUCCUCAACUAGUUCGACGGUCAGGUCUGAGAAAAUGGAAGGUAUGUGACAAGGGAGUUUGGUUUGCUUCCUACAAAAAUGUUCCCAGAUUCCGAAGAAGUGUGGUUGCUCCCAGCAUGUUUCCUUCUGGCAGAAGUUACGUAGACACAGCUGACAAUAACCAGAAGUGUGAGAAUGGUGAAGGUGUACAUUCUGAAAAUGGAACCCAACCAGAAGAAGAUCCUAUGACAUCAAUUGAUGAUGUGGAGGAGGAAGCUUCUGAUCUCCCACUAGAACACUGCAUGAGAAUAGUGCCUCAUGAUCAGAACACCGGAGCCUUUUUCAUUGCUGUCCUUUGCAAACUUUCCCCCUUGCCAGCAACUCAGGACAAAUCUGUUAGUGUACGAGAGAAUAAGUCAACUGGAAAUGAUGAACUAGUUGAAAAAUUAUCUAAUCAUGCGAUUGAAGAUACAAGAGUUGAUUCAGUAGGUGGUACAGAUGAGAGGAUAUCUGAAGCAGGUUCAGAGGCUGACUUGGUUGGUGAACUAGAUGGAGUUGCCUUUGAAUCCAGUCAUGCAGAAGCUGAACAGGGGCCUUCUGAUAACAAAGCCGAGUCAGCAAAAUCUGUAGGAAACAGAAAACUGCAGAUUCAAGGCAAGUGGAGAGGGGUUGAUCCUGUUAUUUUCUUCAAAGAUGAAACUAUCAUCAACAGCAUUAAGACAUUUUAUGGUAUUGAUGAAGCCUUUCCAUUCAGUGGCCACCUCGUCUCAAGAAACAACGACACUAACCACGUGAAGAGAAUUUACUAUAUUUCAAAGUCGGUCAAGGAUGUUCUUGAACUGAAUUUCCAAGUUGGGCAGCAACUGAAGAUAACUUCCAUUGGUCUGAAGAUGUUUGUGAGUAUAUCUGCUGUACUCAUAUACUUCUGAUUCCCCUUGGAUUGCUUUCUUAUUGAACAUAAUUUAUUUUGGAAUAUAGGAACGCCAAACUUCAAGAGAAGGUACCACUGCACCAUGUUCAUUCCGGAUAUCCUCAGAAGGGUUGCCAGUGAUUCUUCCAUACAUUAGAAAACAAAUUCUACACGCAGCUCCUGUAGACUUCAUACAUCUUCUGCAAUACAAAGCAGUCAAAUUUGCCAA
This is a messenger RNA of Rubroshorea leprosula, 2456 nucleotides long. The record is from the annotation of a GenBank genome assembly. Lineage: Eukaryota; Viridiplantae; Streptophyta; Magnoliopsida; Malvales; Dipterocarpaceae.